AUGUAUGUGAAAUGGUUUGAUACAGGAAUGUUAUACUAUGUGAUUUUAGUGUAUUUAGUGAAUGUCACUUUUUGUCAAUUUCAAAUUUCCCGCCAUUCCGUCCCCCGUACGUCCUGACGUCGCAGGGAACGGAACCCAGAUGACAGAUGCCGGCAUCGGCCGGAGGACAUUGCCUGGGACAUUGCAGGAGGGACAUCACAGGAGCAGGUAAGUGAUCGAGGGAUCGUGGAGCAGCGCCGCAGUGUAUUCCCGAGUGUAGCUCGGGGUUACCACUUGUGCUACACUCGGGAAUACCACCAGAGAGGCUAC
Molecule: messenger RNA, 309 nt
Organism: Staurois parvus
Lineage: Eukaryota; Metazoa; Chordata; Amphibia; Anura; Ranidae
Source: the annotation of a GenBank genome assembly